Molecule: messenger RNA, 3236 nt
Organism: Schistosoma haematobium
Lineage: Eukaryota; Metazoa; Platyhelminthes; Trematoda; Strigeidida; Schistosomatidae
Exons: 3
Coding region: 776-1162 (128 amino acids)
Biological process (GO): GDP-mannose biosynthetic process; cell wall mannoprotein biosynthetic process
Cellular component (GO): cytoplasm
Molecular function (GO): GTP binding; mannose-1-phosphate guanylyltransferase (GTP) activity
Source: RefSeq, a predicted model, not a curated record
UACACAAUCAGUUUAUUCCAAUUUAUUUGACUUAAUGUUUUGAGGAUUAACUGUGUACGUUAACCAUUCACAUUGAUAUAAUACCUUAUUUUAGUUGCAUCGUGACUAAUUGAAAGUUAUGGAAAUGUUAUAGAAUAUUUCAUUCAGUCCAGGCAUAAUCAAAUUUGAAGUCUGGGGAAGUUAAGGUAACUUACUUGUAAAGUACAGGUUUAUUAAUUCGAUCCUUGUAGUUACAUUGAUGUACAAUGUGUAACGGUGACUUAGUUUGUGAAUCAAUAAUCCAUUGAUUUAAUGGGUUACCAGGUCGUACUUAUUUAAAUUUAAUUUGGUUGAAGUAAUCGGGUAUAACAACUGUCUCUCACUCGUAAAAUGCGGUUCAAAGUGGAGUAUAUAACCACGUAUUCGGUAGAUAUAUGUUUCAUGAAAGGAUUAAAUGACGAUCAAUUAUUUAUUGUUAUUGCCGACCCCAUUAAUGAUGCUUUAUAAAGUUUUCUUUCGCGCAUUGAUUUCUGAAAAAUGGUGUAUUUAUGUUGAACAUAUACAUACUGUAAAGUUUCUGUGAUUUAUCCAACGAUUUAGAGUUUCCUACUUUUUUUGGUUUCAACUAGGUAACACAAGUUGAAGAACCUUCUAAAUAUGGCGUUGUUGUUUACGAUCAAACAACUGGACGUGUGGACCGUUUUGUUGAAAAACCAAUUGAAUUCGUUGGUAAUAAGAUAAAUGCCGGUAUAUACUUACUUAAUCCUGGUGUUAUUGACAAGAUCUCCGGUUCUGGAUGGAUGUUGGACAACCGAAUGAUUUUCUCAAAGGUACAAGUUUGUAUCUAAAUUACUUGAAACAAUCAGAUCAUUCGAAAGAACUAGCAACUGGAUCUAAUAUCCAUGGGAAUGUUCUAAUCCAUCCAACUGCUUCAGUUUCACCUACUUGUGUUCUUGGACCCAGUGUUGUUAUUGGGCCAGAGUGUAUAGUUGAAGAUGGAGUAAGAAUUCGUAAUUCCACCUUACUUCAAGGGAGUAUUAUUCGUUCUCAUUCUUGGCUAGAAACUUGUAUUAUUGGUUGGCGAUGUACUGUUGGGCAGUGGGUAAGUCUGUUGAUUUUACUUUGUAUUCCUUUGAGAAUGUCAUCACUGAUGGCAUAUAUACACAUUUAUUCUAAGUUGUAAUAAUAUUGCAUGGUUUUAAACGUGUAAUAAAUUGUUUACGAGUAUAUCUUUGAUAGAUUUCACAUUAUAUAUAACCAAAUUAAAGCCUUAGAAAUAUGUUAUUUUUCGUUUGUCUUUGUCUGUUAACCAAGAGACCACUGGAUAUUUGUAAUUGAGGUUUAUAGGAAAGUUUAAAACUCAGUUGUCAUAACAAUGUAAAAAAUCAUUUUUCGUUGUUAACAUUACGUUCUUCUUUGUCUUAGUACUCUUUUCCCUCAAAUACCCUAGUUCGGCUGAAAGUGGAGGAAGCCUGAUGUCUCUCUUUCGAAAUGCUCUUAUGCGGCCAUGCAUUUAUUGCCUCUGUCAAAGUGGUCUUAUGUUCUACACGCAGCCGGUUUGUUUUACAAAAAUGAUAGAACAAAAAACGAAUGUUCAGCACUUAAACCAGAUUGGAAGAUACAGAGGUUGCACCUGGAAGAAUUGAAAAACCUUGAUUCCAAACCAUCGGUAUAUAUAAUCUCCAGGAUCCUAAGGGAACGAAUGGCAUGUUAACCUGUUUUUAGUCGUCAGCUAUCACGAAAAGGGACUUCUUGAUGUUGCUUCACUAGUUUGUGGAUUGACCUUUAGGUGUGUGGAACAUGCAUUUCAACUCGGGCUCCCAUUCAGCAUCACAAAUUUUCGUUUGGUGUAUACUAAAUUCUGGGUGCUCAGUUGUGCCAGAUUUCAUGUGAAUUAAAUAAAUAGAGGAUGACUGACGAUUGUGCUUCAUUUAAAUUGAGACAAAUACAAACUAGGAUGAUUUGAAAGCAAAAUAUAUUCUAGCCAAUCCAUACAACAAUGUUUUGUACAAUAAAUAAUGAAAAUACAAGAUAUCAAAUAGAAUUUCCGUGCGAAAUGCCUAGUGUCUUCUAGAUCCAUCUACUACUGCUGAUUGAAUACGAAUAGACUCAUCAUCAUAUUCAGAUUUGGGCCUUUAUUAAACAUCCUAUCAUUAGGAUUCUGUCAUGCUAAUAACUAGAAAUUAAUGCGAAACUUUAUACUUAAAACAGUUAACCACCCGUUUGUUCCAUCGUUAAUGAAACUAGUUUGGAAUUUGAUUUUUUCAGCACCACUUUCCAGGAUCAGCUUCACUUUAAAAUACUCAACAUAUGUAGUAUACUGUCUGUAAUUAAUAUAGGACUGGAAUUGUAGCAUUCUUUUAUCUCAGACAUUCUUUGGUCAAUAGAGCGAUGGUUCAAUAGUUAAGGCGUCCGAAUUUCAGCUACAAAAUCAUAGGUUCAAACCUCUUUUUACAUACUUCAGUCUGAGCAACAGCACAGUACUACCAGCCCUUACACCUAAAAUGUGGCUUCAAGCCAUUGUGUGAAUCUGUAACGGAUAAAUGAGUUCAUGAAAUGUUAUUUGAUCAAUAUCAAUUCAUAUUCUCACCAUCAAUGUAUUCUGAUUUAUUAUUACUUUUAGGUAAGAAUGGAAAAUGUCACCGUCUUAGGUGAAGAUGUCAUUGUAUCUGAUGAAUUAUUUGUAAAUGGUGCACGUGUACUACCACACAAAAGCAUUGCCCAAUCAGUCGUUGAACCACAAAUUAUUAUGUAACAUGCCUGGUAUGGAAACUCUUGUAAAGUGCUGUGAUCAAAACUUUUUUUUUUCUCCUCAUACUCCUACUAUUCUUAUGAUCGGUACUAAUCUAUCGCCUUCUUUUUAUUUCAACAACGUGUUUUCCACAUAGGAAUAUUAUCGUUUUUUAUGUUCCACUGACUGCUGUCAUAAUUGUUAUUUUGUUUAAUUUCUUUUUUGUUCAAUUAAAACAUUUUACUAAAAAUAAAUCCAACCGAGUUCUAGUUCAAUGAAAUGUCACUUCCCGCUUAUUUUGGUUAUCCUUAUUACUAAUGUAGGAAACAAAAUUUAUAUUUGCUAUCCAGUGCUUUCCUUUAUGUUGUUAAAGGUUGAUAUGAUUUCGUUUGUUUUAAUCAGUUGUUGAAUUUAAUAUUGUCGAAUGGUUUGCUUUUUGUAUUUUUUUAAAAAAUUUCUGUAUUUAAAUAUAUGCAUUAUUUGGAUUGGAAUUCGUUCAGUAAUAUGAAUUUUAUCCUAAGUCAAC